This is a messenger RNA of Nymphalis io (European peacock), 763 nucleotides long. Its product is annotated as pupal cuticle protein G1A-like. The transcript has a single exon. NCBI's taxonomy places the organism in Eukaryota, Metazoa, Arthropoda, Insecta, Lepidoptera, Nymphalidae. The record is from RefSeq and is a predicted model, not a curated record. Bases 7 to 738 code for a protein of 243 amino acids.
AACAAGAUGUUCAAGUUGACAGUUUUGUGUGCUUUCCUUGCCGCGGCGUCGGCCACGCCUGGAGCUUUUAUUGCACCAUUGACCUAUUCCUCCAAUGUAUUGGCACCGGCGCCGGCCGUUAUAUCAAGCCACCCCAGCAACUUAGUCUACUCAUCGCCCUACUACCCAUCGGCACCCUUGGCUUACUCUGCACCAUGGAGCUACUCUCAUCUCAUCAAGAAACGAUCUGCUCCAUUGGCUGUAAGCAGCUACAUCGCGCCAUCUCCGUACUUCGCCUCUACACCUUUAUCCACCACUUACACCUCUCCCUUUGCAACGUCUUACGCUGUUAAUACUCCUCUGACUACUACUUACACUGCGGCUGGCCCUCUGGCAUCGUCUUAUAUUUCUCCCUACUAUGCUACUACUGCCCACCUGAUCAAAAAGAGGUCCGCUCUGUUUAACGUGCCUUCUCCUUACGUGGCUUCUUAUGCUCCUUAUACUGCAGUGACUCCAUUUGUGCCUACAACCUACGCAGCUGCUGGUCCCUACGUGUCAACUCCUCUGAUCUCGUCCACUCCCUUUGCCUACAAUGCUCACUUAAUCAAGAAACGUUCCGCUGGUCUCGCUGUAGCAGCCUACUCCGCUCCUGCUGCUUUCUCUCAUCAGUCAAGAUUUGACUACCGAUCCAAUUCUCCUGCCAUCACUUAUUCUUCUUACUCACCCUUCGCUUACUCCAGCCCAAUUACUGUGUAUUAAAAGGACUAAUAUUAAAUUUUAACUG